AAACAAUUGACGCAGGAAGUAGCGUUGUCUUGAACCUUGCUCCAUUUUAUUUAUUUAUAUACGUGUAUUUCGGUCUUGGACGUAGAAGAGAGCGGAUCCCUGUGUCUGAACCACCCACUCCAGCUCUCUGUGCCUCUGGGUGUCAUAGUUUGCUUGUUUUUGUCAUGUGGACUCAAAAAUGGAGGCUAGUCAAAACAUUUGCUCCACUAUUGACAUUAUAUUAGACAACAUGGCGACUGAGGGUGAACCCACAGAUCUGGUGAAAGUCCUACACCUGCUCGUGCUGUCAUUCACCUGGGGCAUGCAGCUUUGGGUCACAUUCAUUGCAGGUUUUGCUCUGGUGCGGCAGGUGAGUCGGCACACCUUUGGCCUGGUGCAGAGUAAACUUUUCCCUCCAUACUUCUACUGCCUGCUGGGGAGUAACUUCAUCAGCCUGACCCUGUAUGCCUUGUACCACCCCAGAGAGCUGCUGGAGACUCAAGAAGCCAUACAGAUGCUGCUGUACUUUGUAGCCCUGGUCACGGCUACUUUAAAUGCCCAGUGGUUCGGUCCUUCCGGUACCGAGGUCAUGUUCCAGAUGUGGGAGGUGGAGAAGGAGCACGGGUUAGGACAACAGAUCGGACUUGGCAGCCAAAAGGAGGAAUAUGCCAAGCUCAAAGAGAAAGACCCUAAGUACAGAGAGUACAGGAAAGUGUUUGGGCGCUACCAUGGGCUCUCCUCUCUCUGCAACCUGAUUGGCUUCAUUUGUGCCACUGUUAAUUUAGUUUACACUGCUCUAAAUCUCUCCACCAUAUAAAAACUAAAUUUACUUGAUUCAGACAAUAGACCAAACUGUGAAAUGGUACAUGUACUUUUUAGUUUGCUUUUCAUAAUGAUGUUUAAAAAAAUAUUGAAUUACUAUUUUUGGGCAGCCUUAUAUUGUCAGCAGAGGGCAGUAUUUUUACAAAAUAGAGUUCAGUGAACUGUAUUACAGUUUUGUUUUGUUUUUUUAGCUCCAGUACUCUUCAUGUUAUGAAUUAUAUUUUUGUAAGUUUAUGCAUCUUUUUCAAUGUUAGUAGCAAAGAAUGAAAAUAUUGCCAGAAUUAAAAUUGGCCACUUGCAAUAUCAGUUAAUUUUUACGUGAAGAGCGGCAGAAAUAUAUUUAUAAUCAUAAUGACAAUAUAUUUUCUUUACAGGCUAGGCAAAAACUGUAUAAACUGUCAUCUAAAUUUACCUGACAUUUUUUUAUCAAAAGAGACUUAGGAUUUCUUAUUUUCUCAAAAUCCGUGUUUCAUUUAUCCAUAUCAGUAUAUUAAAUAUUGCAGUGAUUGUAUUUGUUUUGAUUAUAUGGCAUAUUCUUAUAAUAAACUUUGAGAGGUUGA
This is a messenger RNA of Boleophthalmus pectinirostris (great blue-spotted mudskipper), 1361 nucleotides long. RefSeq names its product transmembrane protein 205 (gene tmem205). The coding region runs from base 179 to 796 and encodes 205 amino acids. The transcript is spliced from 5 exons. NCBI's taxonomy places the organism in Eukaryota, Metazoa, Chordata, Actinopteri, Gobiiformes, Gobiidae. The record is from RefSeq and is a predicted model, not a curated record.